GGGUGGAAGUGAUAGUAAAUGAAGUCAAAAGAGGUUGUGAGUGGGGGGGGAAUGGUCGACAACUGUGUGAUGGCGGGGAUUGUYGUCCURGGUGGUGAGGUGACCAUGGUGGAGGUGGUGGUGGAUGAAGGCAGGGGUAUGGAUCACGUACUGGCGGAGAGGACGGUGAAUGUGGAGGCGGAGGAUGGAGGAAGGGUGGUGGCACCCGAGGUGGGCGGGGGGGACUUGGUGGUGACGAUCUGGAUGGCAGGKGUUCGAUUUUCGAUGGCGGUCACGCGAGCGGAGAUGGUGGAGACGGAUGUUUGGAUGUCGUCGAUGGAUGAGUGGACGGAUGUCACUAUUCAAAGGAUGGUCGCAAGAUCGAUGGUGGCAUCGGGUGCAAGUGUUUGCUCGCCCGUGGUGGUGGAUGAAGCCAGGGGUAUGGAUCACGUUCUAGCGAAGAGGGCGGUGGAUGUGGAGGCGGAGGAUUGAGGAAGGGGGGUGACACCCGAGGUGGGGGGGGGGGGCUUGGUGGUGACGAUCUGGAUGGCGGGGGUUUGAUUUCCGAUGACGGUCACGC
This is a messenger RNA of Chara braunii, 559 nucleotides long. Lineage: Eukaryota; Viridiplantae; Streptophyta; Charophyceae; Charales; Characeae. The record is from the annotation of a GenBank genome assembly.